AACCACUGUGCGCGCCGCCCUGUUUCCGGGAGGGGACGCUCAGGGUGAGACACUUGUCCGUUACCCGUAGGCGCUGCCGCGCAGCGAUGAAGUUUCGGGCCAAGAUAGUGGACGGGGCCUGUCUGAACCACUUCACACGAAUCAGUAACAUGAUAGCCAAGCUUGCCAAAACCUGCACCCUCCGCAUCAGUCCUGACAAGCUUAACUUCAUCCUUUGUGACAAGCUGGCUAAUGGAGGGGUGAGCAUGUGGUGUGAGCUGGAACAGGAGAACUUCUUCAGCGAAUUUCAAAUGGAGGGUUUCUCUGCAGAAAACAAUGAGAUUUAUUUAGAGCUAACAUCGGAAAACUUAUCACGAGCCUUGAAAACUGCCCAGAAUGCCAGAGCCUUGAAAAUCAAACUGACUAAUAAACACUUUCCCUGCCUCACAGUCUCCGUCGAGCUGUUUUCUAUGUCAAACAGUAGCCGCAUUGCGACACACGACAUCCCCAUAAAGGUUAUUCCUAGGAAAUUGUGGAAGGACUUACAAGAGCCGAUGGUUCCAGAUCCUGAUGUUAGUAUUUAUUUACCAGUCUUGAAGACUAUGAAGAGUGUUGUGGAAAAAAUGAAAAACAUCAGCAGUCACCUUGUUAUUGAAGCAAACCUAGAUGGAGAAUUGAAUUUGAAAAUAGAAACCGAAUUAGUAUGUGUUACAACUCAUUUUAAAGAUCUUGGAAAUCCUCCAUUAGCCUCUGAAAGCACCUCUCAAGACAGAAACCCAGAACACAUGGCUGAAGUGCACAUAGAUAUUAGGAAGCUCCUACAGUUUCUUGCUGGACAACAAGUAAAUCCCACAAAGGCCUUAUGCAAUAUUGUGACUAACAAGAUGGUGCAUUUUGAUCUGCUUCAUGAGGACGUCUCCCUUCAGUAUUUCAUCCCUGCGCUGUCCUAGCACCCUGUGCUGUCCUAGCACCCUGUGGUUGGAGCGGCAUGCAGAGACUUUGUCAGGAUGGGAGAGGCCAUAGACGUUGUGUUCCCACUCACUGGUCUGUGUCCUCGCAGCACUGCACAUUGACACACUGUACUUAUUUGUCCCUCUCUAACAUCUCAACUAAAAAUUAAUUGAAUGACACACAGUUGGAUAAACAUAUCACUUCCUGUUGCUCAUGGCUGUUUUGUUUUGUUUUUAAGACAUUAAAAAGAAAAGCUAGAAUUUAUUCAGACUUUAAA
This is a messenger RNA of Cebus imitator (Panamanian white-faced capuchin), 1207 nucleotides long. RefSeq names its product HUS1 checkpoint clamp component (gene HUS1). The record is from RefSeq and is a predicted model, not a curated record. Gene Ontology annotation, biological process: telomere maintenance; meiotic DNA integrity checkpoint signaling; mitotic intra-S DNA damage checkpoint signaling. The transcript is spliced from 8 exons. Gene Ontology annotation, cellular component: site of double-strand break; checkpoint clamp complex; nucleolus. NCBI's taxonomy places the organism in Eukaryota, Metazoa, Chordata, Mammalia, Primates, Cebidae. Bases 87 to 929 code for a protein of 280 amino acids.